GGGGGCGGAGACUUGAGCCUGGGGUCAGCGGAGACACCUGGGGUCUGAAGCCGCUCGCGCCCAGAGUGCCCCAUUAUGCAGAUGAAGAAAUUGAGGCCCCAAGAGGUUUGAGAGUUGCUUGAGUCACAGAGCCCAAUUUGACAGGAUCUCACGCCUGGGCAGGUGCUCCCCGUACUCAAUCCUGCCCUGCAGGGUGACCCUGUUUGCAGCACGAUGUCUGAAGACGAGGCGGCUCAGAUCCCCAGACCCAGUGUGUGGGAGCAGGACCAGCAGAACGUGGUGCAGCGUGUGGUGGCUCUGCCCCUGGUCAGGGCCACGUGCACCGCAGUCUGCGAUGCUUACAGCGCGGCCAAGGACAGGCACCCGCUGCUGGGCUCCGCCUGCCGCCUGGCUGAGAACUGCGUGUGCGGCCUGACCACCCGUGCCCUGGACCACGCCCAGCCGCUGCUCGAGCACCUGCAGCCCCAGCUGGCCACCAUGAACAGUCUCGCCUGCAGAGGCCUGGACAAGCUGGAGGAGAAGCUUCCCUUUCUCCAGCAACCUUCGGAGACGGUGGUGACCUCGGCCAAGGACGCGGUGGCCAGCAGUGUCACGGGUGUGGUGGACCUGGCCCGGCGGGGCCGGCGCUGGAGCGUGGAGCUGAAGCGCUCCAUGAGCCAUGCCAUGGAUGUUGUGCUAGAAAAAUCAGAGGAGCUCGUGGAUCACUUCCUGCCCAUGACAGAGGAAGAGCUCGCGGCACUGGCGGCUGAGGCUGAAGGCCCUGAAGUGGGUUCGGUGGAGGAUCAGAGGAAACAGCAGGGCUACUUUGUGCGCCUCGGAUCCCUGUCAGCGCGGAUCCGCCACCUGGCCUACGAGCACUCUCUGGGGAAACUGAGGCAGAGCAAACACCGUGCCCAGGACACCCUGGCCCAGCUGCAGGAGACGCUGGAGCUGAUAGACCACAUGCAGUGUGGGGUGACCCCCACCAUCCCGGCCCGCCCUGGGAAGGUGCACGAGCUGUGGGGGGAAUGGGGCCAGCACCCUCUGGAGAGCUGCCGCCGGAGCCAGGCAGAACUGGAGACACUGGUGCUGUCCCGCAGCCUGACCCAAGAGCUGCAGGGCACGGUAGAGGCGCUGGAGUCCAGUGUGCGGGGCCUGCCCCCCGGCGCCCAGGAGAAGGUGGCUGAGGUGCGGCGCAGCGUGGACGCCCUGCAGACCGCCUUCGCUGAUGCCCGCUGCUUCGGGGACGUGCCAGCGGCCGCGCUGGCCGAGGGCCGGGGUCGUGUGGCCCGCGCGCACGCCUGUGUGGACGAGCUGCUGGAGCUGGUGGUGCAGGCCGUGCCGCUGCCCUGGCUGGUGGGACCCUUCGCGCCCAUCCUUGUGGAGCGACCCGAGCCCCUGCCCGACCUGGCAGACCUGGUGGACGAGGUCAUCGGGGGCCCUGACCCUCGCUGGGCGCACCUGGACUGGCCGGCCCAGCAGAGAGCCUGGGAGGCCCAGCACAGGGAUGGGAAUAGGGACGGGGACGGGAUGGGUGUUGCCGGGGACAUCUGCGAGCAGGAACCCGAGACCCCCAGCUGCCCGGUCAAGCACACCCUGAUGCCCGAGCUGGACUUCUGACCCAGGGCCAGUGGAGGCGGUGGGGAAUGGCCACCUGUACCCCCCGAUCCCUGCUGCCCCCUGGUGGCCACACGUAAGCACGAGGCCUUGGCCUUGACCCUUCUUUGGAAUCAGGCCCAACUCAGGAUCCCUGACCACCUUUUUGGUAUUGGACUCUCGCAUUUUUUCCUUGAACACACGGACAAAGAGGCCCGGGGGAUCAGGGCCUCGAACCCAAUUCAGGCCAACUUGAGCCACAAGCUGGGUUCUUCACCUAUGUCCUGCUCCCCGGCUCCAUGAAGCUAAUCCAAAUCUUUCCAAGAGGCUGGACACAGUGGCUCACGCCUGUAAUCCCAGCACUUUGGGAGGCUGAGGCUGAGGCAGGUGGAUCAUCUGAGGUCAGGAGUUCGGGAUCAUCCUGGCCAACAUGAUGAAACCCUGUCUCUACUUUAAAAAAAAAAAAAAAAAAAAAAAAAGACAGGUGUGGUGGUGUGCACCUGUAGUCCCAGCUAGUUGUGAGGCUGACGCAGAAGAAUUGCUUAAACCCAAGAGGCAUGGAGGUUGCAGUGAGCAGAGAUCGCACCACUGAACACCAGCCUGGGUGACAGAGCGAGACUCCAUCUAACAAAAAAUACUAACAGCCUCCCCAAGAAAUAUACAUUUUGCCCAAUGCCUUCUGUUUGGGGCUUUGAAAAGUGAGCCCUGACUGGGUGUGGUGGCUGACACCUGUAAUCACAGCACUUUGGGAGGCCAAGGUGAGAGGACUGCUUGAGCCCAGGAGUUGGAGGCUGCAGUGAGCCAUGAUCUUGCCCCUGCACUCUCACCUAGGUGACAGAGCAAGACUCUAUCUCAAAAAUGUUUUUAAAAAAUACUUUCCAGGGAAACACACAUUUUGCCCGAUUUGGAACUUUGAAAAGUGAGCCCUCCUCUGCCUAUGGGCUGUGCUGCUCAGCCUGCCAUACCCACUUGCUUUGCUGUUUGGGAUUUGCCCCCAGAAUAAAGGUCCUUUUUGUUGUUGAAAGGCCCAUGUGUGUGUUCCAGCCAGGGUGGGUCUCAGUCCCAGGGGGCUGGGGGCCACG
This is a messenger RNA of Pongo pygmaeus (Bornean orangutan), 2657 nucleotides long. RefSeq names its product perilipin 5 (gene PLIN5). The coding region runs from base 214 to 1599 and encodes 461 amino acids. Gene Ontology annotation, cellular component: lipid droplet; cytosol. NCBI's taxonomy places the organism in Eukaryota, Metazoa, Chordata, Mammalia, Primates, Hominidae. Gene Ontology annotation, biological process: lipid storage; positive regulation of triglyceride storage. The record is from RefSeq and is a predicted model, not a curated record. The transcript is spliced from 8 exons.